CGCCGCUCAUGGUACCCUUCAGCUUGGGGGCGUGGUUACCGCGACACUCAACUGCAUCCCGUCAUGCACCAGACCCGGUUUACGCAGCACUUCCCAACAUGUGACUGAAGCACCGCCCACCCUAUGGUAACGUCACAUGAGCUGUCUCCAUGGUAACUAUUGCCGCUGUAUGUAAACAAUACAUUUGGAGCUGUGGAAAGUUAUCGCGUCAACAAUGGCGGGAAUCCGGAGAAAAGCGCGGGGCAAGAAAGGAAAGAGGAAGAAGGCAGCCGGAAAACAUGAACUGGGUGUGGAUAAAGAGUCAGAGGUGGAGAGAGCGAAGGCGAGUGCGGCGGUGUGGGAGACCCGACUAAAGGUGACAGAGUUUUCCCGAGCCGAGUACCGGGAGGCUGCACGCAGCCUGGCACAGAACAAUGUGGAGCUGACGAAGAACCAGUAUCAGCUGGAGAAGGACAUGCUGGAUGUCAUAGGGUUUCUCAAGAAGCAGGACGAACGGAAGGAUGACAUGAUUGGGAAACUGCAGCAACAGCUGAUAGCACAGAGGAAAAUGGCUGAAGAGGAGCGAGCGCGGCUGGUGGAGACGCAUCAGAAGCAGAUUUCUGGUCUGGAAGAGGAAUCUUCCCGUAGAGCUCAUGAGAUGCAGGUCAUUCAGUCCGAGUUCAGAGCGAUGAAGGAAUUCCACAGACACAAGGCUGAACUGGAGAGAGAACUGGAAGAGAUCAAGGACAGCCUGCUCCGAGCCAAAAAGGAUCAUCAGAAAGCUCUGUCCACCACGGAGAGGCACUUCAUGGAGGAGAAGCAACGCUUGGAGAAGGAAGCUGAGAAGAAGAUUAUGAUGCUGGCGGAGGAAGCUCACACUGAAGCCGUCACGCAGCUGGGUGAUGUUGGAAGAUCAGUCUUUAAGGAGAACGUGCGUCUGAGGGAAGCCAUUUCUUAUCAUGUGAACCAGACCCGCGAGAUCCAGAAACGAGCGCUGCUCCUGCAGGAGGAGAAGAAGCAGCUGCUGCACGACAAGGAAACCAACCAGCAGCUCAUUCAGCACAAGAUCAAACAAGACGCUGAGAGAAGCACCCAAAUCCAGGCCUUACAGCAGACCAUCCGGACUCUGGAGAAUGCCCUGGAGAAGAUGACGCUGGAGAAGGAGCAACAGGUGGUGGAGCAGGCAGAACAUGUGGAGCUUCAGAAGCUGCAGAAAACUCUAGAGAUGAAGGACAGAGAGAUGAAGCGGGUGAAGAAGCUGGCCCACAACAUCCUACAGGAGAGGACCCAGGUGGAAGGCUUUUUCCUUGAGGCGCUGGAGGAUGUGAAGCAGGAGAUUAAGUCAAGCAGGAACUAUUAUCAGAAGAUGGCACAGGUGGCGUAUCACAGCCGCAUGAGGAUGGCAGCCAGCGGGUCGGAGCAGUACCCCAAGGUCCGGACCUUUCACAACAGAGAGCACAGCACUAAUGAUGUCAGCCGUGACCUCAUGGAAGCUGAAAAAUGGUCGCACCUUCAGAGAGGAGGCGCUGAUUUUGGAGAUCUGACAUGGGAGCAGAAGGAGAAAGUUCUGAGGCUGCUGUUUGCCAAGAUGAAUGGCUCUGUCGUCGGGUUAGGCGAUGCCGCUCCAAGGAAAAGAAGAGAAGGAUUCGGUCAAGAUGACUCGGCUCCAGGAGACCAAGGGGCCCCUGGAGACGCCAUCUUCCUAACUCAGCCCAUCUCUGAAGAGUCAGCGACUGGCUUGGUCCUGCCUGACAUCCAGAAGACAAGAUGCCGGGUCAUGAGCUGAAUAAAGGAAUUCUGUCUGCA
Messenger RNA from Bufo bufo (common toad), 1785 nucleotides. RefSeq names its product basal body orientation factor 1 (gene BBOF1). NCBI's taxonomy places the organism in Eukaryota, Metazoa, Chordata, Amphibia, Anura, Bufonidae. The transcript has 11 exons. Bases 215 to 1765 code for a protein of 516 amino acids. The record is from RefSeq and is a predicted model, not a curated record.